AUGCAUCCUUCGUACGCCAAUCGCAAAAUCGGAUACAUUCGGCUCGCUCUCGCUCUUUUCGGAACCGUCUGCUUUUUCACAGGUUUAUUUUUCUUCUUUUUUGAGCAAAAAAAAAAUUGAAUUUGGAUUUUUCUCACAAGAAAACGAGGAACUGUUCAAAAAUUAUCAGGAAAAAAUGCUCAAAUUCUUGGGAAUUCAAAUUUGGCAAAUUUCAAAACUAUCUGCAUUUUUUUUACAAUUCUAAUCUCAAUUUUCAGCCGUCUCAUUCGGUUGGUACGCGGCUCACGUUUUCCACCAGUAUUACCCGAAUCUUCCGACUCCACGUCCUUGGACAAGCAAAAUGUGGCAGCCGGUGAAUUUCUAUUAAAUGACCCUGGAUUUUUUGAACAGACCAAAACAAACUUCAAUUUGAAGAUUUUAGUCAAAGUUUUGUGCAUAGGAAAAUAUAGAAUCACCGGCUCUGAAAUUUAAAAAGUAGACAGUUCUGGCGCAGAAAAAUUGUAGACUUUUCCCUUUUAUUCAUCUCGAUAGACUUUUUAUUUGUCGUUCUUAGGAAAUCUGCAAAAAACAUUUCUUAGUUUCCACUUUUUUGGCCAUACCAUUUUCAACCGCCAAGCGUUCAAAAUGAAAAAAAUAACUGAAAUACGCUUUCUCAAUAAAUACAACUCAGGGAUACAACUACCACGUGCGCUCUGCAUUUGCCGAAUGGUCAAUGGCUCUCUCAAUCGUCGCUUAUAUACUGUCCUACUCUCGCGACUUUGAAAAGUUCGAGGCAAAACUAGUGGUCGAAAGGCUGGUGGUCCACCUCGAUCACAGUCCUAUGGCCAACUCCUAUGAAGAUCUCAGGUAUUUAUCACCGAACAAUUCCAACUAUCUCAAAAAAAAAAGCUCAGAAACAAGAAUUUUCCAAACCUGAAUCAUUUGUGGAGUGUAGGACAAAAGCGCCGAUUCCAAGAGCGCCGUUCAAAUUGAGCGCCGGUCCGCACUGCGCCGUCGCGUGUAAGCGCCGUGUAUGCAGACGCCGUUUCUUUUUUUGCGCCGAUUCCGUUUGCGCCGAAUCGUUUUGCGCCAUUAUUCUGAACUUUCAUUUUUUUGCUUUUUUUCUAUUAUUUUUCCAUUAAUUGUGUAGUACAAAUUCAUAUACGACUCGAAUAAUUUUCGCGCCAUCUGUCAAUUUUGAGUCUUCUGCCACUUUUUCGAAAAUACGCGGAUUAUUUUUUCAAGCAAAUGAGUUAAUCAUGACUGAAAGCCGUUCUCUCACAGUUUCGCGACUGCUAGAUUUCAAACUGCCGUAUCUCGGCCAGAAAGUUUCAAACAAAAAAAUAAAAUAACUCAACUAUCGCAUUCGGAGCGUUUCAUUUUAAAAUAUCAUGUAAACAAAUUCAAAAAAAAAAAUAAACAACAGCGUGAAGAAAGGAAUGAUAGGGUGGAAAUUUAAAAGAGAGAUAUUGAUGGAAGAUGAAGGAGAUGUCAAAAAAAUUGAGAGGGAUUUUUCCCAAACGGCAGCAAAUAUCGCAUUUUAUGAAACAGAAAGAAAAAAACAAAAAAAUCAGUUCAGUUUUUCUUUUUAACGAAAAAAAUGCGAGAUGUUGUUAAGCUGUGUUCCAACGUCUUUGUAGUCUUCAGCAACGCAUGAGACGAAAUUUCGAUCUCUAUAUAAUGAAGGGCGUGAAGGACUACGAACUCUCUUCUGGAAAGUUUCCAUAA
This is a messenger RNA of Caenorhabditis auriculariae, 1707 nucleotides long. Lineage: Eukaryota; Metazoa; Nematoda; Chromadorea; Rhabditida; Rhabditidae. The record is from the annotation of a GenBank genome assembly.